AUGCGUGUCAAAUUCGCUCAUUACUCUAACUACUGUCUAUUACGGAUCAUCACAUUUUUCUUAGACAAUUACUAUUCCAGUUCUGCCGUACCGCAUGUUAGUGACGAUUUCAUAGAGGCACCAGCCUUCUUCUAUGAUAUGGACUACGAUCUCAAAGAUUUAAACACGGCCUUAAAAGGGGCAGAGUUCCUACAGGAUUCCGGCUAUCAAUCAGUUCUGGAGCGAUCGGCUCAUCCGUUCACGUCCAGCAUUGUCGACGAUAUUCUCAGCGAGGGUAGCGAUCCGGCUAAUGACGAGGACUGGGAUGGGUUCGUGACUGUCGGUGAGGAUCGAGUACGGAUCAAGGAUAUGUCAGAUAUACUUGCCUCACGAUAUGCAUUUCUUACAAGCGCUCGCACCAACGAAGGCAUGUCGAUAAUAACAUUUCCGGAUUCUCGAACCGUUUUAUCAUUCGAGGAUUACCAGACCUUGAUUACGUACUUGCUGCAAGUUCCACCGCUAGAAGACAGCCACAAAGGAUUUGUGGUGAUUGUGGACCGACGAAAUGACAAAUGGUCCUCUGUCAGAGCGCUCUUCCUCCAAAUCACCUCAUACUUCCCAGGAACGAUAAGAGUAGUCUUCUUGUUGAAACCAGAAGGCGUACUACAGAGGGCGCUUGAAGUUGGUUACCGAGCCAUAGCUGAAAAUUGUUCAUUCAAGGUAAUUACCUGUGACUCUUCCGUUGAGUUGAGGCGAUUUUUGAGAGCCGAGCAACUUACAAUGGACAUUGGAGGCCUCAUCAAAUACAAUCAUUUGGAAUGGGUCCAACAUAGAAUGGAUAUCGAGCGUAUGAAAUCAUCAGCAUCGGCUAUAGCACAGUCGUUAAGCGACUUUGGCCGAGUACUUCGUGAAACAGAACUCCCCAACGAUGUCGAAACCACAGCCAGAAUACUGCAGAUUCAAACUGCGGAAAGGGAUGCGAUCAAGGAAGACUUUCGAAUAUCCGUGCGUAAGGGAUUGUCGUUGCUGCGUGCGGUACGACAGAUCGAGUCGAAACCCAAACACGAACUGCUCAGUCCAACCAGAUUGCACAAUGUCACCGCCAUCGAACGGAUGCUCGUUCAACUAGGUAUGUACCAUUUUGUUAGAAAUAGUUUAAGCUCUAUUGAUUUUCUGUUGAUGCUGCCACGGGAAUGCAUUUUAUGGCUUGCGUUAUUCAUAACCCGGUUGGACCUUCUCAAGGAUACACGAAGCACCGAUAACCUCCACAUCCUUACAAAAUGA
Molecule: messenger RNA, 1263 nt
Organism: Haemonchus placei
Lineage: Eukaryota; Metazoa; Nematoda; Chromadorea; Rhabditida; Trichostrongylidae
Source: the annotation of a GenBank genome assembly